Suillus fuscotomentosus is the source of this 546-nucleotide messenger RNA. RefSeq lists its product as uncharacterized. The transcript has 3 exons. Bases 1 to 546 code for a protein of 181 amino acids. NCBI's taxonomy places the organism in Eukaryota, Fungi, Basidiomycota, Agaricomycetes, Boletales, Suillaceae. The record is from RefSeq and is a predicted model, not a curated record.
AUGGGCGAAAACUCUCACACCGGUAUUGAAUUUGAGCUCCAGCGCAUGAGUGUCUCCUCUUGGGUUGCAGACCUCGCUGCCGACUCUUCUCACUCCCCAGUAUUCUUCCUAGACCGAUUGAGCCCGAGCCCACCUCCGCUGUGCACAUGUGAUCCCGACCCUUGUACCUGCUCCUACCUUGGUCAACAGAAUACUACUGUUAUUGCCUCAGAAGAUGUUUACCCAUGUAUUGGCGGAUCAAUUCAUUUUGAGCAACCGGUUCACAAUGGUCGAGCCUGCCAGUGUCCAUGUCAUGGUGCAGCGAGAGAUGAUGUGGAUCACCUGCUGAGAUGCAGCGUCCUUGUCAUUUUUUCAGUCAUCGCUGAACUGCAGCACACCACACCAUAUGGUGCUCUGUCAUCUGAGGUGCAUGACCGAGUGUUGGAUGUCAUCAAGCUCACGCCCCUUGAAUACAAGGAAGCACUGCACUGGUUGCUCGAAGAGUAUUAUGUCGUCUCCCCUUUGGGUGAUGGCCGACUGCAAGUAACUCAGUGCAAUAGCUUGUGA